This is a messenger RNA of Aethalodelphis obliquidens (Pacific white-sided dolphin), 2386 nucleotides long. RefSeq names its product solute carrier family 15 member 5 (gene SLC15A5). Gene Ontology annotation, molecular function: transmembrane transporter activity. Gene Ontology annotation, cellular component: membrane. Gene Ontology annotation, biological process: transmembrane transport. Lineage: Eukaryota; Metazoa; Chordata; Mammalia; Artiodactyla; Delphinidae. The record is from RefSeq and is a predicted model, not a curated record.
AGAUCUUAUUUAUUUUUUCAUUAGAGGAGUGGGGGAAAAAUCACCAAGUUCAAACCACUAGCAUAAGUAGUCUUCAAGGAGGGUAGUCAUGUCUGUUACAGGCUUUAAAAACACCGAUGAGGAAGUACCCUUAAAUCACAGCAUUGAGAAGGAGAAAACUAUAAGACAUAUUGGUAUUUGUCUUCCUCAUACUCUGAAAAAAUUGCAAGUUGGAAUCUGUUUGCUUCUGGUGGAGCUGUGUGAGAGGUUCACUUUCUUUGAAGUCGUCCGCAAUAUGAUCCCCUUUUGCACCGUCAAGCUUGGCUAUCACAAUUACCAAGCCGCCAUUUUGAACUUGUGUUUUAUUGGAACGUCAAUCCUUACCCCGGUGUUUGCAGGAUGGCUUGCUGAUGUAUGUCUAGGAAGAAACAAACUGGUACAGGUUUGCUUAUUUCUGCAUUUUCUAGGCUCUGCUUUGUUAUCUGUGGCUGCUUUUCCCUUGGAGGGUUUCUACAUGGGCACUCACCAUAUGAUUGACAACAUACCAAAAAAGGAACAGACCAGGCUGUUUCACGUAGCACUGGUGGCCAUCUGCCUCGGCACAGGAGGAAUAAGGACCAUUGUCUGUCCACUGGGUGCUUACAGCCUUCAGGAGUAUGCAUUCCAGAAACAAAUGUCCUUUUUUAACUGGUUUUAUUGGAUCAUGAGCCUAAAUGCAACUGUUGUCUUUCUGGGACUGUCUUAUAUCCAGCACUUGGCGGCCUGGGCCCUGGUCUUACUUAAUCCUUUUAUGUCUACACUUAUGGCUCUGAUAACCCUUUGUAUGAUGCACUAUAACCUGAUUUAUCAGCCAGGAAAAUGUUGCUCCCUCCUGACAACCUUUGGGGUGUUUGUUAAUGCACUAAAAACAUGCUGUCUGCAGUAUUGCCACCUUGGUGGAGGUGUGACAAGCUGGUUAGACCAUGCCAAGGAAAAAAAUGGCGGCUACAGUGAGCUCCAUGUGGAAGACACAAAAUUUUUCUUCACCCUUCUCCCUCUCUUCAUUUUUCAGCUCCUCUACAGAAUGUGCCUUAUGCAGAUUCCUUCAGGAUAUUAUCUGCAGACCAUGAAUUCCAACCUGAAUUUGGGUGGAUUUCUUCUGCCAGUUGCAGUAAUGAAUGUCGUCAGCAUCCUACCACUACUACUUUUAGCUCCUUUAAUGGAGUAUUUCAGCACCUGCCUAUAUCCCUCUAAGAGAGAUGGCCCAUUUCUGUUGGCAUGCAUUAUUGCUGGCAAUCUUUCUGCUGCAUUGUCUGUGAUGGUAGCUGGCUUCUUUGAAAUACACAGAAAGCACUUCCAUCCAGUCGAGCUCCUUUCAGGCAAAGUUGCCACCAUUUCCUCCAUGCCCUGUUUCCACCUUGUUCUUCAAUACAUUUUACUUGGAGUGGCUGAAACUCUGGUCAACCCAGCCCUCUCUGUAAUAUCAUACAGAUUUGUUCCAGGUACCAUCAGAGGAAACUUUAUGAAUUGUUUGACACUGUUCAAUGGUUUUGGUUGUUUCAUGGGGGCACUGAUGGUGGAGCUGGUCUACCUCAUCUCAGAAGGCAAUUGGUUUCCAAACACAUUAAACAAAGGCAAUUUAGAAAGCUUCUUCUUCUUCUUGGCAUCAUUAACGUUGUUGAACGUCCUGGGAUUCUGGAGUGUUUCACAAAGAUAUUGUAAUCUAAAUCAUUUUAAUGCCCAGAACAUCAGCGGAAGUAAUCUUGAAGAAACACUUCCCCUCCAUGAAAAGUCUCUGAAAUUUUAUGGCAGUAUACAGGAAUUUUCUUCGAGUAUUGAUCUUUGGGAAACAGCCCUGUGAAACUCUGUUUGACUCAACCUGUCUUAUGAGCAGAGUAUUCACUGUUUUCUUUGACUAGACACUAUGCGUUUUCGUUUUAGGGCUAAUAUGUGUGAGGGUGGCCUUAUGAAUAUUAUCUGUGUACUUUACAAAGACUAUUAUGACUCCUCUAGUCAUAAUUAUGACUAUUACGCUUUUGCAUUAACAUGUUAUGCCUUUGAAUUAAUGAAGUAAUUUCAAAGUCUAAGUAAUUACUCUAUGACAACAAAAAGUUAAUAUUUCCUAUGCAUCACAAUAUUUUAAAACUUAUUACAAUGGUUUGGCCAUUAUAAGCAACCUAUAUGACAUUUUUUAGUUUUCAUGUGUCCUUAGAAUCAAAAUAACAGUAUGUUAACAUUCUUUCUUUCAAUGCAUUUAUUGAGUACUUACUGCAUGUCAGGCAUAGUGAUCAUAUACUGUCUAUGUCAGAGUAAAUAAUAAACCUACAUACAAUUUCACUAUACUUCAUCUUGCUAUUACACUAUCAAGUUAUGAAUUAAGGAAAUAUUCUCUGAAUCAAAGAGCAACACUACUAAAAUAGAGGUCCUU